Pundamilia nyererei is the source of this 1913-nucleotide messenger RNA. Its product is annotated as Kv channel-interacting protein 2. The transcript is spliced from 9 exons. Gene Ontology annotation, cellular component: voltage-gated potassium channel complex. Bases 363 to 1124 code for a protein of 253 amino acids. Gene Ontology annotation, biological process: regulation of potassium ion transmembrane transport. The record is from RefSeq and is a predicted model, not a curated record. Gene Ontology annotation, molecular function: potassium channel regulator activity; calcium ion binding. NCBI's taxonomy places the organism in Eukaryota, Metazoa, Chordata, Actinopteri, Cichliformes, Cichlidae.
UGCAAGGACACCUGUACACGCUCCAGCUGGCAGGCGGACUUUGGAUGUUUGGCAGAAAAUUAAAGUCAGCAGUACAUUUGAACCUCAGAUCCACUGAAGUCCUUCAAACUGUGGACGCUGCGCUGUUGAUAAGCGCGAAGAAGAGAUAGUUGUAGUUGGGAGUGCAGGGAGCAGACAGACGAGCUUUGCGCGGACUUUUGCGUCUCCGUCGUUCAUUUAUUUGCAGCCCACACUGACUGAUGCUCAUAGAAAAGUGACAUGCAAUCGGGAGUGAAUGCGCUGAAGUCGUAGAUAAACUGCGGCUCGCACAGAUCCUGCAGGUUCAGCUUGGUGAUCCGAAAAGAACUGAGAGGGAGGGAAGCAUGAAAUCCACGAGUCAGGAUCAGAGUUUGUCAGACUCCAGAGAGCUGGACAGAUCUUACGACCCACUCACAGGUAAUCCUCCAUCCAAACCCAAUAAAAAGACCUUAAAGCAGCGCUUCCUCAAACUGCUGCCCUGCUGUCGUUCUGGCUCCAGCUCUUCAGUUGAUCAAAGGAGCAUAGUUGAAGAUGGUGAACUAUCGACAGUGUGUUACAGACCUGAGGGCCUUGACCGUCUUGUACAGCAGACCAAAUUCAGCAAAAAAGAGCUGCAGGUCCUCUACCGGGGAUUCAAAAAUGAGUGUCCGAGUGGUGUGGUGAAUGAGGAGACGUUUAAAAGCAUCUACUCCCAGUUCUUCCCUCAGGGAGAUUCAAGUAUGUAUGCGCAUUUCUUGUUUGAAGCCUUUGACACACAGAACAAUGGCUCGGUCAACUUUGAGGACUUUGUUAUAAGUCUGUCCAUCAUCCUGAGAGGCUCCAUCACUGAUAAACUCAACUGGGCCUUUAAUCUGUAUGAUAUCAACAAGGACGGCUGCAUCACCAGAGAGGAGAUGACAGAAAUAAUGCACUCCAUCUAUGACAUGAUGGGGAAGUAUACAUACCCCCACAUGAAAGAUAGUGCACCGAAAGAGCAUGUUGACAGCUUCUUUCAGAAAAUGGACAAGAACAACGAUGGAGUGGUCACGAUGGAUGAGUUCCUUGAGACGUGUCAGAAGGAUGGGAACAUCAUGCAGUCCAUGCACAUGUUUGAUAAUGUGAUCUAAGCAUUGGUGGACAUAGACAGAAAACAGAUUUCCCACCUGUUUGGAGCUCUCGGCUCAAAUGCAGCUCAUCGCCAGCGUGGAUGAAUUUUCUGAGCUUCGACAGCGGUCCAAGGUUCAAGUAGCAGUGACCUAAAGAUACCGACCCCAAACACACAUUUUCUAAAAUACUUUUAAUGAAUAGACUGAGCAGAAUGAGUCAAGUGUUGAUGCAAAAUUACUUGACUUGUGGGAAAUGUGAGAUUUUAUUUUUUAUACUACACAUACGAAUGAAAGCGUUAAAGGCACGCCAGGUUGCAGUCUGACGAAAACAAGAAGUGCUAAUGAACAGUUUCCUCAAGAAAGCAGCAGAUAUGCACAAGCAGCUGCGAUUUUAAAAUUUGAUGACGUUCUUUCUAAAUUAUGACUAUUACAAUAUUUCUCUAUUGCAUGUGUUUACACACUAAAGUGAGACAGAGGCACCGGUUAUACAGACGUGGAACAAAUGGAAUAACUCUUAAAUGUUGUAAAGUAUCACACACUCUCUCUAAUCACUCUUGUCCUAUAACAGAGGAUAGCUUUAAGUUUGAAAUCAAAGCAAUAAUCUUACAUAUUAUCAGUUCUUAUCUGUUCUCUGUGUUCUUAUAGAGCUCACCACUCACAUUUAUUAUAAUUGUGCAUAUUGUGUGCAUGAUGUAUCUGUUUUCAUUGAAUAGUUUAAUGAAAGUGUUAAUAUAUUUUCUAUAUGGGCAUAGUAACGAUGGUGAGGAGGAAACUAAAAAUCACACAGUUGCUAUGCAAAAGCAAAACUCA